AUGUCUGGAUACCCAGGACAAAAUUACGGCCCUUACGGCGCUCCGCCGCCUGGCGCAUUCCCUCCCCAAGGCUACUACCCUCCUCCUCAACAGUUCAACGGAUAUAUGCCACCAGGUCCUGACGGCCCGGCUUAUGGGUACCAUCAGCCGCCCCCGCAACCAUAUGGUUACAACCAGCAACCGCCACAACAGCAAUUUGGCGGUGUCCCUUUCAACGGCGGCCAACAGCAGUUUGGCGGUCCCCGGCAGUCGAGCGCUGCCUACGUCGACCCGAACAUUCACAAGCCUCCACAGACGCCUCAGCAAUUCGGUAACGGUGCUCCAACCGGCUACAACUUUCAAUACUCACAAUGUACUGGACGGAGGAAAGCCCUUUUGAUAGGCAUCAACUACUUCGGCCAGCGGGGACAACUUCGGGGCUGUAUCAACGACGUCCGGAACAUGUCGUCCUACUUGGUGGAGAACUUUGGCUACAGGCGGGAGGAUAUGGUCAUUCUCACAGACGACCAGCAAAACCCUAUGAGCCAACCUACCAAAGAGAACAUCCUGCGCGCGAUGCACUGGUUGGUCAAGGACGCCCGGCCAAACGACUCGCUUUUCUUCCACUACUCAGGUCACGGGGGUCAGACGCGAGAUCUUGACGGCGAUGAAGACGACGGAUACGACGAAGUCAUUUACCCAGUCGAUUUCCGGACCCACAGCCACAUCACUGACGACGAAAUGCACCGCAUUAUGGUCCGACCACUACAAGCUGGCGUUCGCCUAACCGCCAUUUUCGAUUCAUGCCACUCGGGAACGGCCCUCGACUUGCCGUACAUUUACUCUACGCAGGGCAUCCUGAAGGAACCUAACUUGGCCAAGGAAGCCGGCCAGGGCCUGCUCAACGUCAUCUCGUCCUACAGCCAGGGUGAUCUUGGUGGAGUUGCCCAUAAUAUCAUGGGCUUCUUCAAGAAAGCAACCGGUGGUGAUGAGGCACAUGCUCGUACUCUUGCUACUAAGACGUCGCCGGCCGACGUCAUAAUGCUUUCAGGUAGCAAGGACGAUCAAACUUCUUUUGGCUGGUCCAAAUGCCCCACCAUUUAG
This is a messenger RNA of Sporothrix brasiliensis 5110, 1083 nucleotides long. RefSeq lists its product as uncharacterized. Bases 1 to 1083 code for a protein of 360 amino acids. Lineage: Eukaryota; Fungi; Ascomycota; Sordariomycetes; Ophiostomatales; Ophiostomataceae. Gene Ontology annotation, molecular function: cysteine-type endopeptidase activity. The record is from RefSeq and is a predicted model, not a curated record. The transcript is spliced from 5 exons. Gene Ontology annotation, biological process: proteolysis.